AAAAACAUCGCUAUGUUGCCGUACCAGGCAGCCGUGGCCAUGGACUACGCCGGAUACCAGAGGCAGCCCACGCCGGGUCACCCCGGAAGCCACAUGGCCACCAUGGGAUCCCUGGGCAUGCCGGCGGUGCCCUUCACCCACAGCUGGAUGGUGCCCACGCAGGACCUGUGCGCCAUGCCGCCGUACAACAAAAUGCCCGGACACCAGCAGCCACCAGGACCCGGAAUGCACGCCCAGCAACAGCCCCUCGAGCCCGGAAUCCUGGAACUGCGCAAGGAGAAGUCGAGGGACGCGGCGAGAUCGCGUCGCGGGAAGGAGAACUACGAGUUCUACGAGCUGGCCAAGAUGCUCCCACUGCCGGCAGCCAUCACCAGUCAGCUGGACAAGGCCUCCAUCAUAAGACUGACCAUCAGCUACCUGAAGCUGAGGGACUUCUCCGGACACGGCGACCCGCCAUGGACAAGGGAGGCCUCCAGCAGCAGUAAGCUCAAAAGUGCCGCCAUUCGUCGCAGUCCCGCUGUUGAUUUGUUCGAACAACAUCAGGGCACCCACAUAUUACAGUCCCUUGAUGGAUUCGCCUUGGCUGUGGCGGCAGACGGACGCUUCCUGUACAUUUCCGAGACGGUGUCCAUCUACUUGGGCCUGUCGCAAGUGGAGAUGACGGGCAGCAGCAUCUUCGACUACAUCCACCAGGCGGACCACUCGGAGAUCGCCGAGCAGCUGGGCCUGAGCCUCACGAGCGGCGGCGGCGGCGGCGGAGGAGGCGGCAGCUCGAGCAGCGGCGGUGGAGGCGGCGGAGCGGGAGUGGGCAUGGCCUCACCCACUUCCGGAGCCUCCGACGAUGGCAGCGGAACACACGGUACGAACAAUCCCGACGUUGCUGCCUCCAUGACCCAAGCCUCAACGAGUGGCUAUAAGGGCUACGAUCGGAGCUUCUGCAUCCGAAUGAAGUCCACACUGACCAAACGCGGCUGUCAUUUCAAGUCCUCCGGCUAUCGGGCCAGCGAUGCAACGAGCAAUUGCAACAACGGUAACAAUGCUAGUAACAAUGCUAAAAACGUUAAGAAUCCGGGCUCAAACUAUUCGGUGGUUCUGCUACUGUGCAAGCUGCGUCCCCAGUACACAUUCUCCCACAGCCGAAAAUCGCAGCCGCCACUGCUCGGAAUGGUGGCUUUGGCCAUCGCGUUGCCUCCGCCUUCGGUUCACGAGAUCCGGCUGGAGUGCGACAUGUUCGUCACCCGGGUGAACUUUGACCUGCGAGUGGCCCACUGCGAGCCAAGGGUAUCCGAUCUACUUGAUUAUACGCCCGAGGAUCUGGUAAACAAGAGCUUGUACUCACUGUGUCACGCCGAGGAUGCCAAUCGCCUGCGGAAGAGCCAUUCGGAUUUGAUCGAAAAGGGUCAGGUGCUGACUGGCUACUACCGCCUGAUGAACAAAAGUGGGGGAUACACCUGGCUCCAAACCUGCGCCACCGUGGUCUGCAGCACCAAGAACGCGGAUGAGCAGAACAUCAUCUGCGUAAACUAUGUGAUCAGCAAUCGGGAGAACGAGAACAUGAUCCUGGACUGCUGCCAACUGGAACCCAGUCCGGACAGCAUAAAGCACGAGGAGGGUCUUGGCAACGACAAGAGCAGCGGAUCCCCAGGAGGAGAUGCCAGUGGCGAGGGCAACUCGCACCUGAGUGCCGGAGACAUGAAGCUUAACUCACCGAAAACCGACUCCGAAGGUCAUUCGCAUCGCGGCAGGGGACGCGGGGCAGCCGCCUCGCACGGCAGCAGCCUGAACAGCCUCGCCAUGAUCAAGGAUAGUCCGACUCCCCUCGGGGUGGAGAUCGAGGCGGGGGUACUGCCCACCACCGUGGCCACGCCAGUGCCAGCAGCCACCCCCAAUGGAGCAGCGAGCAGCGGAGCCCAGUCCACCAAGCGGAAACGAAAGACCAAGGCGUCGCAGCAGGCGGAGGACCAGAGUCAGGAGCAGGUCAUCCCCGAGCAGCCGCUGCCCAAGCUCCCGGCCAUGGAGCAGCGGGAUCACCAGCCUCGCAGUCGUCUGCCCUCGAUUGUGGAUGACCAGCAACCCUCUUCGGCGGCGGACUCGGCGGUCAAGGAUCUGGAGCAGGCCAUGUCCAAGCAUCUGCCCUCGCCGGUGGCGGUGGUAUCGGUGGCCCCGCCCAACACGGACUUCAGUGCCGACUCCCUGCUCAAGCAGCAGCAGCAACAGCAGCAGCAGCAGCUGGAUCCCAACGAGAAGAGCAGCACCAUCCAGUGGAUCGGCACACCCUACCAGCAGCCACCGGCGCCCAUGCCCGCCACCGCGCUCCUCCGGCAGCUGUACGCCAACCGGGAGAGCGUGAUCCGGGCCACGGCCAGGCAAACGCCCACCGGAGUGGGACCCGGAGUCUUCUACGGCGACCAGCAGACGGGUCCGCUGCCCACGCCGCCGGGCAGCGAGUCGUCCUACGAGAACCAAUACCUGCAGCUGCACUCCGCCGCCUCCGGCGUGCAUCCCGGUGGCCAGAAGACAUCCGCCGAUGCCUUCACCAACCUGGUGUCCACCUACGGCGGCUACCACAGCUCCAUCGACUACCACAACGCCAUGACCCCGCCCAGCUCAGUGUCGCCCAGGGACUCAAAUCAGCCGGGCAAGGCUGCUCCCGUACUGACCUCCAACGGGGGCUACGACUACGCACCCGAUCCGCUCCGGGGACAGUAUGCCACUGCCUCCGGCGAGGGAGUGCCCACCACGCUGCCCCUCAAGCCGCAGGCAUCCUACACGGCCACGAUGCACCCGUCGGGCAGCACCACCACAGAGGGCGGAGUGACCUACAGUAAUCUCGACCAGCCGCAGUACUUCGCUCCGCAUUCGAGCUUCCAUCUCUAUCACAAGGGCAGCCCGGCCAGCGGCUGGUACUCCACGCCCUCCUAGGUGAUAGACGACCAGGGUCAGGUCCCGCAGUCCUGCCAGGACCAGUACCACCAGCACCACCAGCACCAACACCAUGAGGAGGGAUCCGGCAAUGGGAACCAGGCGGGGGAGCGAUGGGACUUUGUGGGGGCGCUGGGCAAGGUGGCCAGGAUGUUCUUCAGCGCCAGGAAGGGAAAUCCGGGAUAGAGGGGAUAUGCCGGCUUAAGGGACUGGAGAAGGUUGAGAGAACAGCAGGGAGAUUGAGAUGGAAGAUCGGAUAUCCAAACACCCGAUAUUCAAUUCAUUUUAAAUUUAAAGCCCAUUUCUGAUUUUUCAAAUCAAAAGAUUUGAUAAUUCCAAGAAUUUUCUAGAUAAAUACAUUUCUCAAGACUUUCUCCCGCUCUUUCCCUCCAGUUCGCAAGCAUUCCCCGCUAGCAAUCCUUAGGAGUUAUAUUAGGGUUAGAGCCAAACUUAAAGCGUUAAAAAAACAUUCAAUGUUGUUAAAUAAUUCUUAAGUCUGUAAAUUAUGAAACACACUCCCACACUCGGACACACUGAGACCCAAUGAAAUUAUAGGCAAAAAUACUCAAGACGCAAUUGAUUUAAACAUAUUCUAACACUUAGUAAGGUUAAUCUUAAUUAAAAUUAAUGAUAUAGUAAGACUUGCAUAGAGUGCCAAGGAAAAGGAAACCGAACAAAACGCGCUAUAAAUAAAAAGAGAGCGAAUCAAAAAGGAAACACGGCUUGAACUAAACCCUCUCCCAACCAAUUGUUAUUAAUUAUUUAAAUCAAUUGUAAUUUUACCAACACAUAAACACGCAUAUAUAAGAUAAACUCAAUAUGAUAUGUAUACAUUAAUAUAUAUAUAUAUAUAUUUAAACAUUUUUACAACAUAUCAAAUGCUUCCUCCUGUAGAUUAAGGAUUACCUUUAAACAAGACUCGCUCUAGAAUAUUAAUUUCGACUCGAACACAAACAGUCGACUCGAUUAUUACCUCUAAGAGUUCCGCUAACGUUCGUCUACUUCCCUUUCCUCCCUAUUGUAUAUUUAAUAAAACCAUCUAAUAGCUAAAAAAUAAAAAAAAAAUAUGCAAGAGCAAGAAAAACAAAAAGUGUAAUUAAAUUUUGUAUAAAAGCAAAGAAAGUUUCUCCCAUUAAAGGCUUAAAAUAUUGAGUAUGACAAUUAAAACUA
Drosophila rhopaloa is the source of this 4092-nucleotide messenger RNA. RefSeq names its product protein trachealess (gene trh). Gene Ontology annotation, biological process: regulation of transcription by RNA polymerase II. NCBI's taxonomy places the organism in Eukaryota, Metazoa, Arthropoda, Insecta, Diptera, Drosophilidae. The transcript is spliced from 10 exons. Bases 13 to 2922 code for a protein of 969 amino acids. Gene Ontology annotation, molecular function: DNA-binding transcription factor activity, RNA polymerase II-specific; RNA polymerase II transcription regulatory region sequence-specific DNA binding; protein dimerization activity. The record is from RefSeq and is a predicted model, not a curated record.